Molecule: messenger RNA, 3292 nt
Organism: Oryzias melastigma (Indian medaka)
Lineage: Eukaryota; Metazoa; Chordata; Actinopteri; Beloniformes; Adrianichthyidae
Gene: clptm1l
Product: CLPTM1 like
Exons: 18
Coding region: 310-1965 (551 amino acids)
Cellular component (GO): endomembrane system; membrane
Source: RefSeq, a predicted model, not a curated record
AACGUGAAGUCUCGCGAUGUUUCCCGACAGCUCUCUAAACCCGGAAGUGAAUGCGGGAAAUGUUUAGAUCCACCUCACGCUUCUCUCUGACUUUAUGUUUGGGCUUUUUGUGUGGAACUCGGCGGCAGAACAUUUCCCUUUAACGAGCAGAAGAACUCAGAUCAACGAUGCGGCGUUUGUGAGACGGUGGACGGGAUGUGGACCGGAACCGGACGGACGGAGCGCCGCUGAUCGCUGACGGUCCUGUCACCGACGGUCACGGUAAACGACGUAUGGCUCAGUGGUGCAGCAGCUGAACACAUCACUAACAUGUUUCUGAAGACGUCCUUCACCACCCUGGUUGUGGGGGUGUUUGUGGUGUACGUCCUCCACACCUGCUGGGUGAUGUAUGGAAUUGUGUACACCAAACCCUGUGACAGCCCCCAGAAAGACACAUGCAUCACCCCCUACCUGGCAGGAAACCCCAAACUGCAGCUGAGCAUCUACACUACACUGCAGUCUAACGCCAAUGGAGGCCAUGCUCUGAUCUUCAAGGAGGAGGAGUUUGAUGUCAACAGCAAGUUUGAGAGGACUGUCAAUGUGUCUCUCCCUAAGAAGACCCGGAACAACGGGACUCUCUACGCUCUGGUUUUUGUUCAUCAAGCUGGCGUGAGUCCAUGGCAGGAUCCACGGCAGGUUCACCUGGUGGCUCAGCUCACCACCUACAUGGUUCCAAAACCUCCAGAAAUAUCCCUGAUCUCCGGAGAGGAUGAUGCACAGGAUCAAAAACAAGAAUCUCAGAAUGCAAAGCGGCAUGAAGGCAGCGCCACGGCUAAAGGCGAUGCCACGUCCUCGCCGGACCGUCCAGUCUCUCACUGGCGUUCCCGCCUGACACUAAACAUCGUCAGUGACCACUUCCUGUUUGACCGAGGUUACCUUCCCAGUGACGUACACAGAUACCUGAGAGUAUUCCAGACCGGGAAGAAGAUGGUGUAUCUACCUCUGCUGUUUGUUGAUGAGCUCAGCAAUCGGGUCAAAGACCUGGUGGAGAUCAACAACACUUCCUCGGAGCUUCCUCUGUUCAUUUCCUACGACUCCAUCUCUCUCGGGAGGCUUCGCUUUUGGAUCCACAUGCAGGAUGCCGUUUACUCUCUGCAGCAGUUUGGGUUUACAGAGAAGGAUGCAGAUGAGAUUAAAGGGAUUUUUGUGGAUACCAACCUCUACUUCCUCGCUCUCACCUUCUUUGUUGCUGCUUUCCAUCUUCUCUUUGAUUUUCUGGCUUUCAAAAAUGACAUCAGCUUUUGGAAGCAGAAGAAAAGCAUGGUGGGAAUGUCCAGCAAAGCAGUCUUGUGGAGGUGCUUCAGUACCAUCGUGAUCUUCCUCUAUCUACUCGAUGAGCAGACGAGUCUUCUCGUCCUCAUUCCUGCCGGGAUCGGCUCCAUCAUUGAAGUAUGGAAGGUGAAGAAGGCUUUAAAAAUCCAGGUUUUCUGGAAAGGAGGCAAACCAACAUUCCUUUUUGGAAAAUUAGACGAAUCUGAGAGAAGAACAGAAGAAUAUGAUACUCUGGCCAUGAAGUACCUGUCAUACCUUCUGUACCCGCUGUGUGUGGGAGGGGCCAUCUAUGCUCUGAUAUUUCUCAGAUAUAAGAGCUGGUACUCCUGGUUGAUCAACAGCUUGGUGAAUGGCGUGUACGCGUUUGGAUUCCUCUUCAUGCUUCCCCAACUCUUCGUCAACUAUAAGCUGAAAUCUGUGGCUCACUUACCCUGGAAGGCUUUUAUGUAUAAGGCGUUCAACACUUUCAUCGAUGACGUGUUCGCCUUCAUCAUCACUAUGCCCACGUCACACAGACUGGCCUGUUUUAGGGACGACGUGGUGUUCCUGAUCUACCUUUAUCAACGAUGGCUCUAUCCAGUGGACAAAAGCAGAGUGAAUGAAUAUGGAGUUUCAUACGAUGAGAAGCCCAAAGGGAAGCCUCACAAGGAUUAGGUAGAACUGUUCAUCCGGUCAAACUGUUCAUCCGGUAGAACUGUUCAUCCGGUAGAACUGUUCAUCCGGUAGAACUGUUCAUCCGGUAGAACUGUUCAUCCGGUAUCCUCUCAUGUGAUAUCAGAGACCAGUUGAACAUCCUCCAUGACAGCAUCUCAUAUUGAUGUAAAUUACAGUUUGAGUCGUUCAUGACUGGAAACAUUACAGUUUAACAGUGAUUCAAAGAUAAAAAAAUACACAAAAUCAGAAUAUUCCUCUUUUAAAAUGUACUUCCUAAGUGCAACACAAACCUUUAACAUCAGCAGCAGUGAAUGUAUUCAUCCUGAAACGUGUUCAUUUUUGUUGGUCACAAAAACAACCAAGAAAAUGAAUUUUAUGACAUCCUCAGCUGUCUACAAAUUUAGAGUUCAUCUUAUUUUUCUGAAGUUCUUUAUGAAAAAGAAACCAUCUGGAAUGAAAACGGUUACAGCUCGAUUCUCAUGUGACUCUGAUGAUUUCACCUUUUUUAUAAUUACAGGUAACUACAAUCAGAAAAGGCUCUGUAAUUAUAAUUAGUAAAAUAAUGAAUGUUCUUCUGUUACAUAAAUGUGAACGACAUUUACACAUUCCAAUAAGCCAAUAUUUAAAGUUUUCUUCAAAUCGUGAAUCUUCAGUUGUUGGACAAAAGCAGCUUCAUUCGCUUCAGCUUCAGGACCAGCUGAAGCAUCAGUUUGAGCCAGUUCUGGUGCAGCUGGGUACCUGCUCAUUUAAAGUUAGACUCUAGCAAACACGUCCUCACUGAUGCUCAUGGAUGAUUCUUAAAGUCCUGAGAUGUAAAAGAACAUAUUUGUGCUAAAAAUUAUGUGUUAAAAAACCAAACGGUUUGGACUGACUGCUCCUGGAAAAUGUUGCUUCAAAUCACAUAAAAACUCUACAUUAACAUCUAAACCUUGUUUCAUUUAAAUCAUAAAACAAAUGAUGAAUAUCAGAUUUUUCAAAUGGAUUUCAGGAGAUUUUCUGACAUAUGUCAGUAAUCUGAAGUGAAGGGUUCUGUCUUUCUUGGUGGAAGAUGAAAAAUUUUCUUUUUUUAUAAACUGUUAAAAUCUUCUUUGUAAAGCUGAACUGCAAACAAAACUGUAACCUUUCAGAAUGUUCAGCAGGAUUUAGACUUAGAAUUGUAUAAAUUUGUGUUUUAAUCUGUCACUGAACUAUCUCUAACAGGUGAAGCCAUAUUGUUCUUUCCUUUUAUUUCUGGAUGUUAGUUUUUUUUUCUCCCAGUAAGUAUUUUUCUAAUAUGGCCAAGAAAACCCUGUAGUGCCAAAUGUGACAAGUUUUUUUUUUUUUUUUU